This is a messenger RNA of Meloidogyne enterolobii, 443 nucleotides long. NCBI's taxonomy places the organism in Eukaryota, Metazoa, Nematoda, Chromadorea, Rhabditida, Meloidogynidae. The record is from the annotation of a GenBank genome assembly.
UCUUUUUCUUUAACUAUAAGAUGCGUUACCAAAUACUCCACAAAUUUUCAACAAGAGCUUUUGAUGAAUGGGAAAUUGAGGCAAAUAUUAACAAUAUCUGGGGGGUUUUACUUACUUCAAUGAACGUAGCGAGGUGGUGCUAUAUGGCUGCGCUGUAAUUUUUUUAUAAUUUCGGGUUCCUUGAACUUAUUAUGAGGGGUAAAAUAAUUUUUAAAGUUUAAAAAUAAUUUUUAAAAUAUUCGACAUAAAAUAAUUUUUAUUAGGAUGAAGGUUGUGCCGCCAGAAUGAAAUUACUAUUUUUGGAUGAUUGGUCAGUUGAAGUGCAUCUGGCGGGGGAACAUGUUCAUAUGCAUGUGGAGGGAGCAGUUUUUCGUUAUUUAUUUGGGCGUUUGGAAGUAUUAAUGGUAAUAACUUUGAGGCUCGAUUAUGUACAUCUUUAGAUU